UGUAUCAUUUUUGGUUUUUGUUCCAUUUCGAUCUGUUUCUUUAUAGGAACCGCCUGACCGAUCAGAAUUUCACUAUCACCGACAUGGUAACCCUAGCAAUCCUAAUAGAUAUGCAAAAUCUCAUUCCGGCGACACAAUGACCUCUUCUUAUUGCACCAAUUCCUGUAAAAAUUUUCCAACAUGGUAACCCUACCCAAAAAAGAAGAAAUUUAUGUGACUGCAGAGGAUUAAUUCUUUAAUUCUUGGCUGAUCCUAUGGCACAGCAGGGGUCUGAUGGACGCUGAGCGGCACGGCACGGUGGGGGAAUAAUGGCUGCGAAAGGAACUUUCAUGGAUAAUCACUAGUUCACCCUGGCCUCAGAUUCAAUAGCUGUGAAAUGAGAUUGAGUUAAAAGCACUGUGAAAAUUCCUUUGUUGUAAUUUUGUUCACAGUAUCAGGGGCUUUGAAUUCUGAUGCAAAAGGAGGACCCCAGGAAGGCAGGAACUCACAAUCUUCUAUUGAAUGAGGUUUGCUUACAAGCAAACCCAAGGGCCAUGCACUUCACUAUCAGUGUGUUGUCCUUUAGUUUAUGACUCAUUUAAGGCUUAUGCUUCACGUUGUCAUCUUAAUUUCUUUCUAUUUCAUACAUCUUCUCCAAUUUAUUUCCACCUUAACAUUGCUAACAUCUUUUGCCAAUCAAGAGAAAUAACUUGUGCAGUUUCAUCUCCAAACAUGUUCUAUUUCAGAUUUUCUUUCAUUCUUAAAAUUUAUCUUUCCUGAGAGCUUUUCCCCAAGUUAAUCUUUACAAGAAUUAGUUGUCAUUGAUAUGUUUAUUUGACACACUUCCAUUAUCUCUGAUACUCAGAUAAAGAAUUCUUUUCACUACUAGCCACUUAGCAGUUGGAUAUAACCGGUCUCGUAAAUUACCUCCUUUCACAUAAUCUGGGAUGGAAGGGACACCUGGGGUGAGCAUAAUCACCUUUUGCUACAAUGAUAUAGAUAAAAAAAGAGCAUGAUCAUUGGGUUUCCCUAUAUAACACCAGGAAAGCCAUUGGAAAAUAAACCAAAUCAUUUUUAUCUUCUUCUUCCUUGUGCUCAUCCAAACUCCUCUUUUCUCAGCCUUCUCAUCUUUUUUGCUCUCCUUUGUUUUCCAUUUGAGGGACAAAAAAGAAGAUGUGGGGGAGUGAUCCUAUAUCUCAAAGCCCCUCUCAAGGCUCAGUUAUGAUGAUGGUCAUCAGCUUCUUCCGUCAUAAGCUCUAUUAGAAAACUGCACGGUGGAGAGACUCAUGUCCUCUUGAUCUGCUGAUCAUAGAGAUGGCUGGAAGAAGAAUUGAUGGCAGUGGUAGCACAGCAGGUUUUUUUGAAAAUGGAGGGAUCUAUGCAAAUGGAGAUCACGAAGCACUUCUAGUUGGUGGAUGUCAUGGAAGGUAUCUCAAGUUUGACUUGUACGAAACUGAUUCAGACGAGUUAACUCCAAAGUUGGGCAAAAAGAAGCGUCUGAGGGUCGAUCAAGUGCGAUUCCUCGAAAAAUACUUCGAGCACAAGAACAAGCUUGAGCCAGAGAAGAAACUGCAGCUGGCCAAUGACCUUGGUCUGGAGCCAAGACAGGUAGCCAUAUGGUUCCAGAAUCGACGCGCUCGGUUGAAGACCAAGCAUCUCGAAAAGGAGUAUGAAUCCCUCAAGUCUAGCUAUGACACGGUCAAGGUUGAUCAUGAUAACCUUGCCAAGGAGAAUGAGAAACUCAAAUCUGAGGUGGUUUUUCUCACUGACAAACUUGUCAAGAAAGAGGAACCAUUCAAGCUGCAGGAGAUUAUCAACAUGGAGGCUGAGGCCAUAGUUGGCAAACAUGAGGGCUCCAGCUCUGCCAACGCUACAUUAGAGUGCGAGAGCCUCAUGAAUGGCUUCCAUUUGGGUGACAAGGAUAAGGCUUUGGUUUAUGGGUUCCUCAGGUCAGAUCAUCAUCCAUUCAGUUAUAAGUUACAGGCGGAGGACCAAACCUUCUGGUCCUGGCCUUAACUGCACUUCCUAGUAUUUGCUCGCGUGUCAAACUUUGUUCUUAAAAUAAAAUCUCCAUCUUUCAUGUA
Molecule: messenger RNA, 2063 nt
Organism: Zingiber officinale
Lineage: Eukaryota; Viridiplantae; Streptophyta; Magnoliopsida; Zingiberales; Zingiberaceae
Product: homeobox-leucine zipper protein HOX16-like
Exons: 2
Coding region: 1294-1995 (233 amino acids)
Biological process (GO): positive regulation of DNA-templated transcription
Cellular component (GO): nucleus
Molecular function (GO): DNA-binding transcription factor activity, RNA polymerase II-specific; sequence-specific DNA binding
Source: RefSeq, a predicted model, not a curated record